UCAGAGUCCAGCUGGGACUGCCGCCUGCGUGGUUAACCGUCAGAGGAAACGCGGAUUUCAAGUUCGUGUUUUACGCGGAAAAUAGACAAAUCACCCAAAUUUUCUCAAUCUUCCAAACGACCCCAGAAUGGGACGAGAAAGUGACGCCAAAGGAGACGCGAGGCUGAAGCAGAAAGGCCUGAAACGGAAACCGCCCAGUGACCGUGAAAAUGCCGGUUCCGGUGGAGAUCUGACGAAGAAAAGGUCAACAAAGUCCAAAGAGAAGAAGAACAAUGACAGGUCUCCUGAGAAGGUCAGGGAAAUCCUGGAGCCAGUCAGCAGCUCCAGUGAUUUGGUGAAACUCGAGCUGCAGGACGACUUUACUGAGAAGAAGAAGAAGAAAGGAUUGAAAAGGAAACGUGUGAAAGACGAGCCGACAGAGGAAGCAGCUGCGGCUGAAGCUGCGGCUGAAGCUGCGGCUGAAGCUGCGGCUGAAGCUGCGUCCGUCUCAGAAAGAGGAAUCAAGUCUCUCAGUGAUGAAGAAGCAAGUGAAGAAGAAGCUCAGAAAAAAGAAUCCAAAAAGAAACCCGGAAAGACGGUCAAGAAAGAGGAAGGAGAGGAGCCAGUCACCAAAAAACCCAAAAGGUCAAAGGAGGAGAUCGAAGAAGCCAAAAUGCUGAAGAUGAAGAAGAAGGAAGAGGAGGAGCAGAGCCGCUGGAGAUGGUGGGAGGAGGACCGGUACGAAGACGGAGUGAAAUGGAAGUCCUUGGAGCACAACGGACCUUACUUCCCUCCGGAGUACCAGCCUCUUCCUGACGACGUUAACUUCUUCUACAACGGUAAGAAGAUGAAGCUGAGCCUGGCAGCAGAGGAAGUGGCGCUGUUCUUUGCCCAGAUGUUGGACCACGAAUACACAACCAAGAAGGUGUUUCGUGAGAACUUCUUCAGAGAUUGGAGGAAGGAGAUGACCCGUCAGGAGCGGUUAGUGAUCACAGAUCUGGAGAAGUGUGACUUCAGAGAACUCCACGCCUUCCAUAAAGACAAGGUGGAAGCCAGGAAGGCUCUGAGCAAAGAGGAGAAGCAGGCUCAGAAAGAUGCCAAUCAGAAGAUCGUGGAUAAAUAUGGCUACUGCCUGCUGGAUAACCACAAAGAACGCAUCGGGAAUUUUAAGUUGGAGCCUCCGGGUCUGUUCCGAGGGAGAGGAGAGCAUCCCAAGCAGGGAAUGCUGAAGAAAAGGAUUCUACCGGAAGAUAUCAUCAUCAACUGUAGCAAAGAGGCCAAGAUCCCUGCGCCCCCUGCUGGUCACCACUGGAAGGAAGUACGGCACGACAACACCGUAACGUGGCUGGCCAGCUGGACCGAGAACGUCCAGGGAUCCAUCAAGUACAUCAUGCUGAACGCCAACUCCAAACUGAAGGGAGAGAAGGACUGGGAGAAAUACGAGGUUGCUCGGAAGCUCAAGUCGUGCGUGGACAGCAUCCGGGACGGUUACCUCCGCGACCUCAAGUCCAAGCAGAUGGUGGCGAGGCAGAGAGCCGUGGCCCUGUACUUCAUAGACAAGCUCGCCCUGAGAGCGGGAAACGAGAAGGAGGAGGGCGAGACGGCGGACACGGUGGGCUGCUGCUCGCUGCGUGUCGAGCACAUCACUCUCCACGACGAGCUGGACGGCAGCGAGUGCGUGGUGGAGUUCGACUUCCUGGGGAAAGACUCCAUCCGCUACUACAACAAGGUGCCGGUCAUCAAGAAGGUUUUCAAGAAUAUUAAGCUUUUCAUGGAGAGCAAGGAUCCUGGAGACGAACUCUUCGACCGUCUAAAUACGACCCUCCUGAACAAACAUCUGAGCUCUCUGAUGCCGGGUCUGACUGCCAAGGUGUUCAGGACGUACAACGCCUCCAUCACCCUGCAGCAGCAGCUGCAGCAGCUCACCAACAAGUCUGACAACGUGGCGGAGAAGCUGCUGUCCUACAACAGAGCCAACAGAGCCGUCGCUAUUCUCUGCAACCACCAGAGGGCGCCGCCAAAAACCUUCGAACAGUCGAUGGCCAACCUGCACUCCAAGAUUGUUGCUAGAAAGGAGCAGCUGGCUCUAGCCAAGACGGAACUGAAACUGGCCAAGAAGGAAAUGAAAACCAAAGGCAGCCCGGACAGCAAGCUGCAGAGCAUGGUGGACAGGAAGGCGGCGGUGGUGAAGCGCUGUGAGGAGCAGCUGCUGAAGAUGGAGCUCCAGGCGACGGACAGAGAGGAGAACAAGCAGAUCGCCCUCGGUACCUCCAAGCUCAACUACCUGGACCCGCGGAUCAGCGUGGCCUGGUGUAAGAACAUGGACGUACCCAUAGAAAAGAUCUACAAUAAAACCCAGCGGGAGAAGUUCGCCUGGGCCAUCGACAUGACGGCGGCCGACUUUGAGUUCUAACCCGGAAC
Messenger RNA from Poeciliopsis prolifica (blackstripe livebearer), 2400 nucleotides. RefSeq names its product DNA topoisomerase I, mitochondrial. Gene Ontology annotation, cellular component: chromosome; nucleolus. Gene Ontology annotation, molecular function: DNA topoisomerase type I (single strand cut, ATP-independent) activity; DNA binding. The transcript has 20 exons. The record is from RefSeq and is a predicted model, not a curated record. Lineage: Eukaryota; Metazoa; Chordata; Actinopteri; Cyprinodontiformes; Poeciliidae. Gene Ontology annotation, biological process: DNA topological change; chromosome segregation; DNA replication. Bases 128 to 2392 code for a protein of 754 amino acids.